AUGUAUACAUCAAAAGGAUCAUUUCAAUUUCAAGCACCUGCACCUGAUCAGAUGGCACUGACUCAGGAAAGACUACGAAAUGCACAGUGGCGUCAGCCAUUAGGAAACACUAAAUAUUGGAAUAACAACAGUAUACAGCAGUGGAUCGAUAAAUCAUAUGAAGAGUCGGAAGUCUAUAUAAAGAAACAGAAGGAAGAUGAAAUCGAAGAGUUGAAAAAGAAUCAAGAGAAAUCGAGUAGUAGCAGCAAUCAAGAGAACGAUGGUGGAGGUGGAGAUCCUACAACAUCAACCACGACAACAACAACUCCUGUUGCCGCUGCUGCUACUACAAAUGCUAAUGAUAUAACAACAACAACAACAACAACAACCAACAAUAACAACAAUAACACAGAUGACAUGAAUAUCGAUAUAACAAAACUAAAUACAAACAACAAUAAUAACAACAACAAUAACAAUGAAAAUAAUAAUAAUGAAACAACAGAUUUAACACAAGCCGACAAAGAUAAAGUAAAUUUUAAUUUGAUGAGACAGAAAUAUCGAUCAUUCAAAAAACCAGGCGGAGAGGAGUUCUCAACAAAUCUCCAUCAAGUACAUAUUGAAAGAUAG
This is a messenger RNA of Heterostelium album PN500, 606 nucleotides long. RefSeq lists its product as uncharacterized. The record is from RefSeq and is a predicted model, not a curated record. NCBI's taxonomy places the organism in Eukaryota, Evosea, Eumycetozoa, Acytosteliales, Acytosteliaceae. The coding region runs from base 1 to 606 and encodes 201 amino acids. The transcript has a single exon.